This is a messenger RNA of Lindgomyces ingoldianus, 1167 nucleotides long. RefSeq lists its product as uncharacterized. The transcript is spliced from 2 exons. The record is from RefSeq and is a predicted model, not a curated record. The coding region runs from base 1 to 1167 and encodes 388 amino acids. Lineage: Eukaryota; Fungi; Ascomycota; Dothideomycetes; Pleosporales; Lindgomycetaceae. Gene Ontology annotation, cellular component: cytosol. Gene Ontology annotation, biological process: regulation of intracellular signal transduction; cellular response to L-arginine.
AUGAUCACCUUCAAGGAUACCCAUCUAGCCUUGAUACAUAUUCCAUUGCACCUAUACUCGAAGUUUCUUCAGCCCAUCCUUCAACUGCUACUUCCCAAUGAAUCCCGGGUUAAUGGUACUACUAAUGAGAGCCGAGCCGUGCCUCCCCCAAGAGGCUGGCCAUACGAGCACCCUUUCGUGAACAUUUCCAUCACUCCGAUUGAAUGCUCCGUAGUGUGCUCACGAACACUUGCUCGUGAAUUGUUCGUUCCAGCGCAGGAUGCCCUAGAUCCAACUUCAAAAAGUCAGGCAUCUAUUACCAACGAAGACUUCGUUGUCAUGCAAGUCGACGGUGAAGGCCUAGAUGCCGGACAACGGGUACUGGAACUCACCAGCCCUCUGGCCCUAGCGGGCAUUUCCAUCUUCUUCAUCACUACCUAUUUCUCCGACUACAUCCUUGUACCACUCCGUUGUCGAGCACAGGUAGUACAUGCUCUCGAAGACCGGGGAUUUCAGUUCGAGGACCAAACAUCGUCGUACAUCAACCCUAGUCAUCACGGCCGCAAUCACUCCUCGACCUCCUCCUUCGAAACUCCAGCACCAGGAACACCUCCACCGGCCACAAUAUCCGAACUACAGACACGGACAUUUGCAACCCUCAAGCGCCGUAACAUCAUUCCCACUGUGGACCCAGGCCUGCGUCUCAUCCAAUGUGCUGGCCGCAGAGACGCUUCACGCUCAAAUGGGAUUGAGCAGAGCCGUAACCGCAAUAGCAUGACGAGCGCUGCUGAUGACGCGCUCCACCUCGGCCUUGUUAAAUGCCUCAUUACACAUCCAUAUCCACGGUUUCUCUCGCUAACAUUGACUGACACUGAACCGGCGUCGCUCCUUCUUGACCGUACACUUCUUCCCAAUUUCACUCAAGACAUUCUCUUAGGAUCGAAGGAUGACUAUUUAAUUCCAAUCACGCUCGACUUGCGCGAACUUCCAAUGGAGAGCACCGGUAUCGUGUGCGGCGUGGCAGGGCGCUUAGUAGGAGGCACGGCUGGCCAGCUCGAAAGCCCAGUCGAGAUGAGCUAUCUCAGCACAGCUCGGGCAGGCACAGUAAUGGUCGGUGAAGAAGAGCUGAGACGUGCCCUUGGCGCCUUGCGCGGCGCAGAGAAUGGCGUGCUAUCUUCCCCCGAUUAG